AUGACUCAAAGGGCUAAUGAUUUUCUGAAAGAAAUUGAAAAUUUGCUGGAAGAAUUAGAGGCUUCGCAUGAAAACAUCUACCAACACUCCAUUUUGUCCAAUUUGACAUCGGAAGAUGCCUCAUUUCUUUCCGAAAUGAAUUCGUUAAGCAAAUCGAUGUUGCAGGGAAUUUUGCAUUUGGGUUCACUCAUAGAUCUCGUUGAUGAACAGUUGAUCAGGCUCUUGUGCAAGGCAUUUUAUGGAGAAACAACAGUUGAAGAAUUAGAAGGAACAGUUAACUUGGACCCAAGUAAUCCCAAAUUUCUAAAGGGAUGUGCGGAGGAGACUCGGAUCUUUUCCGCUUUACUCAUUGUUUAUGUGUCUGACCAACUAAUUAAACUCUUCAAAGAACGGUACGAAUUGGAUUGGGUGGAAAUAUUUGAAAAUCAAAAAAACCUAUUUGAUAAAAAGGCUGAAGAACUUCUGUCCAAAUCACAUAAAGGGGAUCGAGGAAAAACAAAGACUUUGCUCACCGAAGGAUACUAUGCAAAAAUAGCUAAUAAGAACUCAAAAGCAACCACAUUGUUGGAGAUCGCUGAUCGAGCGAAUGCUCAUAAAUUUCUGGCUCUUCCGUGCGUUCAGCGUUUCAUCGAUCGCGUUUGGGUUAACGGAAUGGAUUCUGUGGUCGUAGUUGCACCGGCACCGAUCCGCGAUCAAUCAGAAAAUCAAGAAAACAAGGUCAGACCGUGUUCAACGUGUUUUCAAUUCUACAAACGACCAAGGAAUAUCUUUGUGGUGCAUACGGUUAACAAAAUGAAUUCUGUGGGCGAAGUUGAGCCGGCACCGAUCAGCGAUGCUGCAGAGAAUCAAGAAAGCGAGGUCAGAUCGCGUUCAACGUGCUUUCAACGUUUCAUCGAUCGCGUUUGGGUUAACGGAAUGAAUUCUGUGGGCGAAGUUGAGCCGGUGCCGAUCAGCGAUGCAGCAGAGAAUCAAGAAAGCAAGGUUAACGAAAUGAAUUGUGUGAUCGAAGUUGAGCCGGCACCGAUCAGCGAUGCAGCAGAGAGUCAAGAAAGCAAGGCCAAAACGCGUUCAACGUGCUUUCAAUUCUACAAACGACCAAGAAAUACCUCUAUGGUUAACAAAAUGAAUUCUGUGGGCGAAGUUGCGCCGGCACCGAUCAGCGAUGCAGCAGAGAGUCAAGAAAGCAAGGCCAAAACGCGUUCAACGUGCUUUCAAUUCUACAAACGACCAAGAAAUACCUCUAUGGUUAACGAAAUGAAUUGUGUGAUCGAAGUUGAGCCGGCACCGAUCAGCGAUGCAGCAAAAAUCAAGGAAAGGAAGGGCAGACAGCGUUCAACGUGUUUUCAAUUCUACAAACGACCAAGAAAUAUCUUUGUGGUGCAUACGCUCUUUUACCUCCUUUACAUGGUUCUUUAUGGACUAUUUCUGCAAUACAUGUAUUCACUCGGAAGGAGCUUUGAAAACUCUGAGAUUAACUGGAAACUGAUUGGAUGGGCUUUUGGAUUGAUUUUCUGGCAACUUACUUUCAUCUGGGAAACCUAUGUUGUCGAAGUUCGAGGCAGUUCUCUAUCCUAUUCUUCCCUCUAUUGGAACUAUCACCGAUACACACUUCUCCAUUGGAUCUUCCUCGUUAUAAACACAAUACCGUUAGCAAUUCUCUUCAUCUGUACUAUGUUAUAUGAAAAACACCGAAUUGAAAUAACUCCAAAGAAAGAAUGGUUGAUUCUGUGGUACGAAUUCUUCUUCUACCUCAAUUUUAUCUACACUUCUCUUCGAUCUCUCCUCAUUUUGACGAUCGUCCCAUUCUUUGGAACAAUCAUUUUCACAAUUGAAAACAUGUUUAAAACGUUUUUCAAAUUUGCGCCAGUGAUCAUCAUGUUUUGGUUGGUUUACUCGACGGUUCAGUUAUCCUUAACAGAUGUCACAUCUGAUAAGAACUUUGUUUGGGCUAUGUUUAUUCAUGGAGCUUUCGAGUUGGUGCAAGAUACACAGGACGAGACAAAGAGUGGAAGUAUUCAAUCGGUGGGAAAUGUGAAAUGCCCAGAUGAGACACAAUCGGUGCUAGGAAAACAGUGUUUUCUCCGUCGCGGAAUGGCUCCAGUUGUUCUCUUCUUCUACAUCAUGGGAGCCAGUGUUCUUGUCAUCAACAUCCUAACUACGCUUAUCAACAAAAAAUAUGAUGAUGCAGAAGCUAGAGCAAGCCAUCACUGGAAUAGCCGAAAGUUGAGGAGAACGAUGCUUUAUCAGAGAAGUCAUCUACCACCACCAUUCAACAUCUUCGUUGACUUUGGAGCUUUUCUGAUAGGCCUUUGCGGUGGAGAGGGGAUUAACAAGCUUCGUGGACUCAAGGAGAAAAACAGCUAUCGGCAUUGUUAUUUACGAGCCAGGUUUCAAACCCUGCCUAUGUUAGGAAUAGCUUGUGUAGCGGGGAUUCCUUGGGCGUCUACGAGCUCUUCAAACAUUGAAAACGGCAAUGGAAAUCAAAAUGACAAUAAG
Mesorhabditis belari is the source of this 2496-nucleotide messenger RNA. NCBI's taxonomy places the organism in Eukaryota, Metazoa, Nematoda, Chromadorea, Rhabditida, Rhabditidae. The record is from the annotation of a GenBank genome assembly.